This is a messenger RNA of Acanthosepion pharaonis, 606 nucleotides long. Lineage: Eukaryota; Metazoa; Mollusca; Cephalopoda; Sepiida; Sepiidae. The record is from the annotation of a GenBank genome assembly.
AUGAUAUCUAUCUACCUAUCUAUGAUUUUCUUCAUUUUUUUCUUUACUUAUUUUGUCUUUCUUUCUAUCUUUUCUUUCUAUCUUUUCUUUCUAUCUUUUCUUUCUUUCUCUAUCUCUCUUUCCUUGUUUAUUUUUUCUUUCUCUCUCUUUUUCUUUUCUUUCUUUCUCUUUCUCAUUUCUUCCUUUCUCAGAUACUCUCUCUUCCUCUCUAUCUCUUUUGAUUCAAUAAGUGCUUCUUCUUCGUCUUCUGAGACUUCUCCCUUUCUCCGCAACUCUCUUUCUCUCUCUCUCUGUUUCUAUCUCACUUUUUCUCUCUCUCGCUUUCAUUUGUCAAAUUUCUUACCUAUCACAAUUGUUCAUAUCUAUCUAUCUAUCUAUCUAUCUAUCUAUCUAUCUAUCUAUCUAUCUAUCUCAGUCUGUUCAUAUCUAUCUAUCUAUCUAUCUAUCUAUCUAUUUCAUUCCUUUCAUAUCUAUCUAUUGGAUUGGUUCAUUUUUAUCAAUCUGACUCGGUGUGUAUAUCUCCCUUCCUGUUCUUUAUCUAUCUAUCUAUCUAUCUAUCUAUCUAUCUAUCUAUCUAUCUAUCUAUCUAUCUUCCUCUCUAUCUAA